Molecule: messenger RNA, 819 nt
Organism: Dipodomys ordii (Ord's kangaroo rat)
Lineage: Eukaryota; Metazoa; Chordata; Mammalia; Rodentia; Heteromyidae
Product: splicing factor 3A subunit 2-like
Exons: 2
Coding region: 1-819 (272 amino acids)
Source: RefSeq, a predicted model, not a curated record
AUGGCGGCGACGGCGGCUGCAGCCUCGCAGGUGGUUUCGAUAGUGCAUCGGGUCCCUGCCGAAGACUCCGAUCCCGCGUGUCACCCGCCUGGCCCAGAGCUUCCCAGGAUCCCCGCGCCCGCCGUGGCGCGCACAGCCCGCCUUACCCCGCUCUGCCGCGGCGGCCACCCCGGCGCUGCUCCCCGCGGGGCUCCCGGCUGCUCUGAACCACGACUCCUCUCACCCGUGCGCCGCCGCUUCACGCGUGCGCCCCGCGCCGGCGCCUGGCCUCCCCGCCCCGGCCGCCAUCCCCGCCACCCCAGCACGCGCCGAGCUCCGCACCCCCAGCCGCAGCCCCGGCUCCGGCGCCACGCCCCCCGACGCCGCCGCCUCACCUCCGGCCCGCCGCGGGGGCGGUGCCACCACCGGCGCGCCCCACGCCGGCGUUGGUGGCCUCGCCUGGCGCACGCACCCUGCCGCGCGCUCGCUCCCGCACCCCUGCAGCCCACCUUGCAAUCACUGCGCAGCCUGAACUUGCAUCCUCCGCCCCUCACCUCACCCCCACCGCGCCCCUGCGCCCCUCACCGGCACCCUGCGCUUCCAUUCCCGCACCCCACCUUGCACCUGCAUGCCACCCCUGCACCCCUCAACUCACCUCCAUCCCGCGCCCCACCUGCAUCCUACACCGCCACCGUGCACCUGCACCUGAUCUCCCCCACCCCUGCCCUCGGACCCCCGACUGCCCACUGGGGACGUGGAGCCUGGACGAAAGUCUCCCACCACCCCCACCCGCGCGCUGGGUGCCGUUGGGGGAGCUGGGAGCCGCGCGCAGCUGCCUGA